Messenger RNA from Dissoconium aciculare CBS 342.82, 3807 nucleotides. Its product is annotated as condensin complex component SMC1. Gene Ontology annotation, molecular function: ATP hydrolysis activity; ATP binding; DNA binding. Gene Ontology annotation, cellular component: nucleus; chromosome; cohesin complex. The transcript is spliced from 2 exons. NCBI's taxonomy places the organism in Eukaryota, Fungi, Ascomycota, Dothideomycetes, Mycosphaerellales, Dissoconiaceae. The record is from RefSeq and is a predicted model, not a curated record. Gene Ontology annotation, biological process: sister chromatid cohesion. The coding region runs from base 1 to 3807 and encodes 1268 amino acids.
AUGGGCAAAUUACUUGCGCUCGAGCUGUUCAAUUUCAAAUCAUACAAAGGUCAUCAUGUAUUGCAGUUCGGCGACUCAUAUUUCACAUCAAUCAUCGGUCCAAAUGGCUCCGGGAAAUCAAACUCCAUGGACGCCAUCUCCUUCGUUCUCGGCAUCAAAUCGUCGCAUUUGAGGUCGACACACCUCAAAGAUUUGGUCUAUCGUGGCCGUGUCCUCAAGACUUCCAAGGUCGACGCGGAUGGUCAAGCGAUCGAGGGUGGACCGGAUGAUGGGGUGAACGGCGACUCACAGGCUGCUGCCGCGUCGGACGACGAGGAUGCGUCGACACAGACGAGCGGCUUGCGCAACGAUCCCACCACUGCUUGGGUCAUGGCCGUUUACGAGGACGAUGCCGGUGAAGAGCAGCGCUGGAAACGAUCAAUCACAUCCAACGGCGGAUCUGAGUACCGAAUCAACAAUCGUUCAGUCACGGCCAAAACAUAUAACGAAGCUUUGGAGGCGGAAAACAUCCUGAUCAAGGCGCGAAACUUCUUGGUGUUUCAAGGAGAUGUCGAAGCCAUCGCCGCACAGUCUCCAAAAGAUCUCACGCGCCUGAUUGAACAAAUCAGUGGUUCAUUCGAGUACAAGGCGGAGUACGAACGCCUCAAAGCGGAGAAGGACAAGGCUGAUGAGGAGCAAACCUAUAAGCUUCAACAACGUCGUGGCAUCAACGGAGAAAUCAAACAGUAUCAACAGCAGAAAGAGGAGCUCGACAAGUUUGAGCAGACGCGCGACGAAAAGGAUCAAGCGGUGGUCAACCAGAUCCUUUGGAAGCUGUGGCAUUUCCAACGCACCAUCCAGGACAGCACCGCCGAGAUUCAGAAGCACCAGGCGGAGUUGAAAGAAUUCAAUCGAACUGUGCAGAAACAUCGCGACCAAUUGGACAAAGCAAAAGCAGAGCAGGCCAAGGUAGACCGCGACAUCAAGAAGCAUGAGCGUGAUGUAAAGCAGAGGGAGAAGGCCGUAGAAGACAAGGAGAACGCACUGGUUCCCAUCGACGAGAAACUUUCCAUCCACACAUCGAACGUCAAGAAGUAUGAGUCUCUGCUUCAAGAGAUUGGUGGAGAACGAGACACCCACAAGAAAGAUGCGGCGAAAUUAAAGAGCGAUCUCGACACAGUUCAGAAAGCCCAAAAGCGCUGGGAGAAAGAGUGGCGCAAUCAACAACAACAGGCGGGUCGGGAGUUGAGUGAUGAGGACCUUCAAGAACUCGAGCGGCUCCGUGCCGAUGUAUACAAGCGGACAGGUGGCGACCAGACCAAGCUCGACAACAUCACUCGCCAGAUUAAGACUGAUGAAGAGACCGUCACUUCUCUCGAAUCGAAGGUGCAGAGCACUGAAUCUGCCGUGACCAGCCUGACCGAGGAGAUUUCUGGGCUCGAAACACGGAAGAAGGAGGUGCAGAAAGUUGUCGGCGCAACCACGAAAGAGAUCGAGACGAAACGUGUCGCCAUCAACUCUCUCACGAGUGAUCGAGAUCGAACGGAGCAAGUGAAACGCGAACUCGACGAGAAGCUACAUCAAGUUCUUGUCAGGCUCAACGAAGCCGUCGGGUACCAGCGCGAGACUCACAAAGAAGCCCAACACCGAGAAAUGGUCAGCCAGAUGAAGCGUCUCUAUUCAGGUGUCAAGGGUACGCUCGGCCAUUUGUGUCAUCCCAAACAGAAGAAGUAUGAGACAGCUGUGGCGACCGUGCUCGGUCGUCAUUACGAUGCUAUCGUCGUGGAUUCGGAAAAGACUGCCAAGGAUUGCAUUCAAUAUCUCAAGGAACAGCGCGCUGGUCAAGCUACGUUCAUCCCUCUCGAUACCAUCAUCCACAAGCAGGCCAAUGCGAAUCUGCGAGGCAUGCACCAGGGCAUGCGCCUCGCCAUCGACACCAUCGACUUUGAUACUAGCCUGGAGCGUGCAAUGAGCUACGCGUGUGGAAAUUCCAUCGUUUGUGACAACAUCUCGAUCGCCAGGAAUCUCUGCUAUCAAAAGGGCAUCGAUGCCAAGGCGGUGACCCUGGACGGCACCAUCAUCCACAAAGGUGGUAACAUGACUGGCGGUGACCUCCACGACAAGAAGCGACGUUUCGAGGAUAGCGAAGUGGAGAAUUUGAGGACCUUGGCCGACAAGAUCAAAGGCGAUCUUGAUACGCUACCGAAGGGACACAAGCGACAAGCAGAAGAGGAACAACUCCGUUCGGAGAUUUCAGGCUUGGAGACCAAGCAAAGGUAUGCGCAGGACGAGCUCAAUGCGUUGAACAACAACAUCAGUAGCAAGAAGCGCACCUUGCAGCAUAUGAAGAGUCAGCUUGCCGAGAUCAAGCCGAAGUACGAGGAGCAAUCUAGCCGUCUCGCAUCUUUGAAGGAGACGCUGGUCGAGCAUUCCAGCUCGGUCGCUCAGAUCGAGGAUCAAGUCUUUGGAGCCUUCUGCCAACGUCUGGGAUAUGCCAACAUUCGAGAGUAUGAGAAGCAGCAAGGUGCGCUGCAACAGGAAGCUCAACAGAAGAAGGCCGAGUUCACGAGGCAAACCUCGCGGUUGUCCAAUCAGCUGAUCCUCGCGGAGCAGCAGCUUCAACAGAUCGAUCGACGUAUCCAAGCCAACCAGGCGAGCAUGAAACGUGAACGUGAUACGACGGCGAGGCUGAAGGCUGAGCGGGAAGAGAUCGCUGGAGAAUUGGACGUGCUCAACGCGGAGAUCGAAGCGGCCAACGGCGAGAUUGAAGGGCUGAAGGCGGAAUUCGAUGCCCGUGGCGAACGGGUCAAUGAAGCUCGACGAGAAGUACAGAAGCGUGAGAAGAGCGUCGAAAAGACACUGAAGGAGGUCAGCACACUCGAAACGGAAGUACAGCAAGCCGCCACCGGUCGAUUCGGUCUUCUCCGAACAUGCAAGGUCGAAGGCAUCAACCUCCCGCUCGAGCGCGGCAGCCGCAAGAUCGACAGCCUCCCGCUGGAAGACGCGGUGCUCGAAGUCGACGAAGACGAAGAUGCCAUGGACGUCGACGACCGCGACGGCACCCUCUCCAAAAUCAGCGACUACGGAAUCCACGUCGACUUCACCACCCUCGACGACGACCUCCGAGAAGACGCCACCGACGAGAUCGACGCCCAACUCUCCGAAGCCAUCAGCACCCUCCAACUCUCCCUCGACAAAAUGGCCCCGAACAUGCGCUCGGCGGAACGCCUCGAGGCGACCUCCGAACGCCUGAAGGCGACGGAGAAGGAAUUCAACGACUCCCGGUCCGCCGCGCGCCGCGCCACCCGCGACUUCGAGCACAUCCGCCAGCAGCGCAUGGACCUCUUCAACACGGCCUUCUCCCACAUCGCCGAGCAGAUCGGCCAGGUGUACCGCGAGCUCACCAAGACGCCGUCCUUCCCGCUCGGCGGCGCCGCCUCGCUCGACGUCGAGGACGAGGACGAGCCCUACCUCUCCGGCGUGCGCUACCACGCCAUGCCGCCGCUCAAGCGCUUCCGCGACAUGGAGCACCUGUCCGGCGGCGAGAAGACCAUGGCCGCCCUGGCCCUGCUCUUCGCCGUCCACACCUUCGCGCCCAGCCCCUUCUUCGUCCUCGACGAGGUCGACGCCGCCCUCGACCACGCGAACACCACCCAGCUGGCGCAGUACGUCCGCGCGCACGCCGGGCCCGGCAUGCAGUUCGUCGUCAUCUCGCUCAAGACCGGCCUGUUCCAGAACAGCGAGACGCUGGUGGGCGUCAUGCGCGAUCAGGCGGUCAACAGCUCGAGGGCGCUGACGUUGGAUCUGCGCAAGUACCAAGCCGUCUAG